Messenger RNA from Vespa velutina, 1598 nucleotides. Its product is annotated as ATP synthase subunit s, mitochondrial. The transcript has 5 exons. NCBI's taxonomy places the organism in Eukaryota, Metazoa, Arthropoda, Insecta, Hymenoptera, Vespidae. The record is from RefSeq and is a predicted model, not a curated record. The coding region runs from base 173 to 754 and encodes 193 amino acids.
AGAUGGCUCCACGUAACAACAUAGUUAUUUCACCAGUAACAUGAGUAAAAGAGAAACGAAUUGUUGCGUACUUUUAUUGCUAAAAUUCUAUAAUAUUAAAAUAGCGAAUAUUUAUGUAAAUAAUUAAAUAAAAAAAAAAAAAAGGAAUAAUAAAUUCAUCGUAAUAUUCGCUAUGAUUAAUCAGAUUCUAAAUGGAAAACUUAGUUCUUUUAUAAGACAAGAAAAUGGAUUAACAAAAAGAUCUUUAUUUUAUUGGCUGACCAUAAUUUUUAAUAGUGUCGAUAAGAAAAGAAUUGAAGAGGUUGGUCCUGAUCAAGCUUGUGCUGAAUGGCUCUUGAAAAAUGGAGCUUAUGUCAAAUGGAAAAAUUCUUCUGAGUAUUUAACGAAUUAUAAUGUUUUGAUCAAACAAACAGGAAUAAAUUAUAUACAAAGUGUUAAAGCUGAAAAUUCAGGGAUAACAUAUGUAGGAUUUCCAUAUUUUGAUGGUUGUAAGCAUAUAGAAGAGGUUAAGCUUAUUCGUUCUCGAUACAUUUGCAACAGAGCAAUGUCUUUAUUAUCAUUUUUAAAGGAAUCUCUAACUCAUCUUGAAGUUAUAGAAUGUCCAAGUGUAACUGAUGAGGGAUUGUAUAAAUUGAAAAAACUUGAAAAAUUAAAAAUAUUGAAACUUGAAGGAAUGCCAUAUUUAAAAGAUCCAGCUGAUGUCAGGAAACAAUUAAUGGAAUCUUUACCAAAUACUAAAAUUGAAUUGAAAUGAAAUAUUAAAAUCUUAUCACCGAUAACAUUGUAAUUUUAUUACUAUUUAUUUAUUAAUAAUAUACGAAUAAAUCGAAUAUAAGAAAUCCAAAAAAAGUAGAUUUAAGAAGUGAUAUAUAAUCAUAUAUAUCCCGAAUUUAUAUCAGCGAUAAAUUUAGAUCUCAUUUCGAUAUAACAAUCAAAGUAAAUGAAAAGUUUGUUUUUGUUUACGUAAACAAACAAACAAGUGAGCGUAACUCUAUUGAAAAUAUCAAUUUAAUUCUCUAUUUUAUAUUUAACGCUUAAUUUUGAGUUAUGAAAUGUUUAAAUGAAUGUGUUAUUGUUUGAACAUUAGUAAAUUAUAGUAACGUGAACGUUUCAAAUUAUUUAAACAAAUUCUAAAAUAAUCGAAAGUAUGAUUUAUUUAAGUUUACCAUUAGGAAAGAUAAUGCUUCGAUUUUCACUGUUCGAAAGCCAAAAGACAAACUGUUUCAAUAACAAUCAGUCAAUGAAAAGUUUGUUUUUGUUGAUGUAAAUAGUCUACGAAAGCACGUAUAAAUGUUAAUUUUAAAUAUUAAUUUAAUUCUAUUUAAAAUUGACAAUCAGAUGACUGAAGAAGCUUCUUUAGCCACGAUUUUUGAGGUGGCAUUAUUAUGAUUCUUUUUUUUUCUUUUUUUUUUUUUCACGAAAAAUAUCAAAAGCCAACAUUUACGCCAUCAUUGAGAACAAACGUAAUUCUAGAUCUAUUUUGAUGAACGAUAUCUCGUUAUAAAGACGAAGAUUUAAUCUAGGAUAUACCUUUUUUGAAUAUUUCAAAAAGUUUUAUUUUCAUAUAACUAAUUUAAUUAAUAAAUCAUUUUCACAUA